AUGGAGGUGUGGGAGGAUGGAGAGGUUCUGGAGGUGGUUGGAGGCGACUGGGAGUUGGCGGGGUGGUUUGGAGAAGGUUGUGGAGGUGUUGUGGUCAACCAAGAGAGGUGGUGGUCGACCGGGAACCAUGGGGGUCAAUCAAGAGCCAUAAGGGGUCAAUCAAGAGUCAUGGAGGUCAACCAAGGGUUGUGGUGGUCAACCGAGAAUCAUGGUGGUCGACUAAGAGCCAUAGGGGUCAACCAAGGAUCAUGGUGGUCAACUGAGAAUCAUGGUGGUCAAUCAAGAGCCAUAAGGGGUCAGUCAAGAGUCAUGGAGGUCAACCAAGAGUUGUGGUGGCCAACCAAGAGUGCUGGAAGUCAACCAAGAGUCAUGGAGGUCAACCAAGAGUUUUGGUGGUCAAUCAGGAGCCAUAGGGGUCAACCAAGAAUCAUGGCAGUCAACCAAGAGUUGUGGUGGUCAACCAAGAGUCAUGGUGGUCAACCAAGAGUCAUGGUGGCCAACCAAGGAUCAUGGCAGUCAACCAAGAGUUGUGGUGGUCAACCAGGAAUCAUGGUGGUCAACCAAGACUCCGGCAGGUCAGCCAAGGAUCGUGGUGGCCAACCAAGAACCAUGGUGGUCAACCAAGAGUCGUGGAGGCCAACCAAGAGUCGUGGAGGCCAACCAAGGGUCAUGGUGGCCAACCAAGAAUCAUGGUGGUCAACCAAGAAUCAUGGUGGUCAACCAAAAAUCAUGGUGGCCAACCAAGGAUCAUGGUGGCCAACCAAGGGUCAUGGUCAACCAGGAAUCAUGGUACUCAAGGAAAAGUCCUGGAUCUCAACCAAGACUCAUGGGAAGAAGACACUGAGGUGCUCCUUGAAGCCGUAGAGAUGCCUCCAGUCAACUGGGAAGACCCAAAAAUCAUGGACAGGUCCUGGAGAUUCCUCCAGUCAACCAAGAGUCAUGGGAAGAAGAUGUCAGGGUGAUCCCAGAAGUCCUUGAGGUGCCUCCAGUCAACUGCAAGGUCCCAAAAACCACGGGAACGAAAUUUUGGGGUGCUCCCGGAAGUCCUUGAGGUGCCUUCAGUCCCUCCAAGGUCCCAAAAACCACGGGAAUGAAAUUUUGGGGUGCUCCCAGAAGGCUUUGAGAUGCCUCCAGUCACUGCAAGGUCCCAAAAACUGUGGGAUGAAAAUUUGGGGUGCUCCCGGAAGUCCUUGAGGUGCCUCCAGUCAACCAGAAGGUCCCAAAAACCAUGGGAACAAAAUUUUGGGGUGCUCCCAGAAGUCCUUGAGAUGCCUCCAGUCACUGCAAGGUCCCAAAAACCAUGGAACGAAAUUUUGGGGUGCUCCUGGAAGUCCUUGAGAUGCCUCCAAUGCUGGGGACCCCCUGAGAAGAGACUUUGGGGUUCUCCCAGCGCCACUCCAGCCCUGGAGACCCCUCGCCCCCCCCAAAUUCCCCCCCUGGGGCCCCCCCAAA
This is a messenger RNA of Onychostruthus taczanowskii (white-rumped snowfinch), 1452 nucleotides long. RefSeq lists its product as uncharacterized. The transcript is spliced from 2 exons. Lineage: Eukaryota; Metazoa; Chordata; Aves; Passeriformes; Passeridae. The record is from RefSeq and is a predicted model, not a curated record. Bases 1 to 864 code for a protein of 287 amino acids.